AUGGCGGACCUCACUUUAUGCGCGUUCCUCACCAAGGUGCUGUGUGCUCACGGCGGCCGCAUGUUCCUGCAGGACCUGCGCGGCCACGUGGAGCUGUCGGAGGCGAAGCUGCGGGCCGUGCUACGGCGCGCGGGCCCGGGGCGCUUCCUGCUGCAGGAGGUGGAGCUGCGCGACGGCCCGUGGGACGCGGAGGCCGAGGUGGCGGCGGGCGCCGGCUCGGGCUCGGGCUCAGGCGGCGGCGCCACGGCCUGCAGAGUGAUGGCCGUGUCCUCCGCGCGCCUCUGCGCCCGCUACCAGCGCGGGGAGUGCCAGGGCUGCGACCAGCUGCACUUGUGUCGCCGCCACAUGCUGGGCAAAUGCCCCCACCGCGACUGCUGGUCUACCUGUUCUUUGUCCCAUGAUAUCCACACACCCAUCAACGUCCAAGUCCUGAAAAACCGGGGGCUUUUUGGCCUCAAUGAAGCGCAGCUUCGAAUCCUGCUUUUGCAGAACGACCCCUGCCUUUUUCCAGAGGUCUGUUUGCUGUACAACAAAGGUAGUGAUGCCCUCUAUGGCUACUGCAACCUCAAGGAUAAGUGCAACAAGUUUCACGUAUGCAAAGCCUUUGUGCGGGGCGAAUGCGCAUUUCAGCCCUGCAAACGGUCCCACCAGCUCAUCCAUGCUGCCACUCUGAAGUUGCUAGAGGACCAGGAACUUAGUGUUUCGAGCGUCGUGAAUUUCCAGAUCAUCUCUAUCUACAGACAUAAGAAGUUGCACAAGAUGCUUGAAGAAAGCUCAUCUCUCUUCCUUUCAGACAACCCAGCUUCUACUGAGCAAUCUCAAGGCCUUGGGAAACAAGGAGCCCUCGGGCCCGGGGCUGUGGAAGCCAGGCCUUUCCUCCCUGCCCGUGCUCAGUUGCCCAGGAAGCCCCAGUAA
This is a messenger RNA of Grammomys surdaster, 915 nucleotides long. It is a transcript of the gene Zc3hav1l, whose product is annotated as zinc finger CCCH-type containing, antiviral 1 like. The record is from RefSeq and is a predicted model, not a curated record. Lineage: Eukaryota; Metazoa; Chordata; Mammalia; Rodentia; Muridae. The transcript has 4 exons. The coding region runs from base 1 to 915 and encodes 304 amino acids.